GAGCGCUCUUGUCAGUCACGGGUUUCCCGCGGAGGAGCAGACGAAAAACGUCGUUAUUUCAUCCUUUUUUUUUUCUUUGGCUUUGGCAGUUAAGGGCGCGCACGGACGUGAACAUGUCGACAUGGACUUUGUGAGGCUGUUUGGCGCCUUGGUCGCCGUCCUCUUCCACCACGCGUCCGCCGCUAAGAUCAAUGGCCAACGGAUCUGCCGGCGAGGUACCGAGCGCCCGUGCUAUAAGGUGUCCUACAUCCCGGACCGCCGGCGUAGGCUGACCUUUCAAGAGGCCAGGCAGGCGUGCAGGGCGGACGGCGGCGAGCUGCUCAGCAUCGAAACAGAGAGCGAGCAGCGGCUGAUCGAGAGGUUCAUACAGCAGCUGUACGCCGCAGAUGGAGACUUCUGGAUUGGCCUUCGUCGCAGCCCCCAGCGCUUGAGGGGUGGCGGUGGCAACCCGGGAUGCCCCUCCCAGUACUUCUGGCUGGACGGGAGCAAGGCCAAGUUCAGAAACUGGCACUGGGACGAGCCUUCCUGUGGCGGGGAAAUGUGCGUGGUGCUUUACUACCAGCCGUCUGCACCACCCGAUGAGGAAGGUCACUUCCUGUUCCAGUGGAAUGACGACAACUGCAGCGCCAAGAACAACUAUGUCUGCAAGUAUUCUCGAGAAAAGGCACCAGUAUUCACCGAGCAAGGGAACAUAGCACGAGAAGUUCCAACUGUGAGGCCAAACAUAUUCUUCACAACGGCAGGUGAUGAGUCCAAUAAAGUAGGACUGCCCGAGUCAUCAGUGUCUUUCGCAACCAACACCGUGUACGUUCCCUACAUCCUGUAUGCAACCAUUCCUGCCUUGUUGCUGCUGUUGCUUGCAGUUGCUGGCUUCUUCUGUUACAGACAACAAGCUAAGCGCGGGAAGACGGAGACCAAAAGCCCCACCGGCCGAGGCAAACCGUGGGCGCCCACGGACACGCCGUCUUGCCCACUUCAAGGACCUUACGCCUUCAGCGACAUCACCCUGCUUUCUCACCUUUCUCCUGACAGCACUCUGCCGGCGGACUUCAUCACCAAGUACUGCGCUCCCACCAAGGAUCCCCAGUGGAACGACUAUGAGAAUGUGUUGAUAGCGGACAGGGAGAGCGGCUUUGUGAACAACGACAUCUACGAGAGCAGCAGGGCUCAGGGUCGACGCUGCCGCGCUCAGGACGGUUGGGUGGAAAAUGAGAUCUAUGGGUAGGACUGGUCAGGUAUGUGGCCUGUUGUCAUGACAACGUGUGUGGGGCAGGAUUCCUACACGUGGUGGAUUUGGAUUUAUGGUCAACUUAGAGCGCACUCACUUUAGGCCAAAAGUACCGUACUGAACUGUGUGGAUUAUUUCCAGUCUUAUUUCGAAUUCUUUCUGAUUAUCUCUUUUGCGCAAGAUGGCAGGUGGCAUUAAUUACUUGCAAAGAGGAGCGAUCACAAUAAUGAAAUGACGCACGCAAAUAGUCGCAGGUGAGCUAUUUUUAUUCUUUUAUGAAAUGUGUCAGUUAUCAUUAAGGAACCUUUUUAAAACAUGUCAAAGAAACUCUUGAAGGGGACCUACAAUGAUUUCAAUCUACAUUUGAAGCACUUCCUCGUGGUUUAGAUCAGGCGUGUCCAGUCUUUUUUCCAUAAACACCAAGUCAAAGUAUGCAGGGGCCAUUUUGAUCAUUUUUUAUUUUGUAAAUAAAUUUAAAAAAUUGACGAAAACACGUUACAUAUAUUUAAAGACAAACCUUAAUGUCAACUUUGAGUUAUAGGUGGCAAUACUAUUACUAGUAUUAGUUACUUUAGGGUGUCCAUACUGUGGCCAGGGGGCCAUUUGCCGACAGCAGCUCGGGUUUUGUUGCCCCGCGACAUAUUGUUGGGAAAAAAACAACAGUAAAAAUGUAAGAAAAAAGAGCAAAAAGAUGUAAUGUAAUGGUGUUUAACACACUAGGAAUUUGACUCGGUUGUGCUCUCUUUGUUCAAUGUCAACAAUAAAUAUUAACGAUUAACUAAAAAUAUGAACAAAUAAAUAACUAAUAUGUGCAGCGCUCAUAAAAAAUGUUUAAAGGUGAAUGAAGCAAAAAAAGAUGAAGUGAACUUAAAUAUAUACUUUCACAGUGACAGAUAUACAAUACUGUAAAUUGCGGACUAAAAGACGCUACUUUUUUCCUACGUUUUGUCCCCUGCGGCUUAUAAAACGCUGCGGCUAAUUUAUGAUUUUUUCUUCGCUAAAGGCCAUAAUGUUUUGAAUUGAACAAAUUGUUUUCAACAGACAUUGAAAAGUGUGUUGUUUGUGCCAUCUUUUGUUAAAGUUAAAAAGUUAAAGUACCAAUGAUUGUCACACACACACUAGGUGUGGUGAAAUUUGUCCUCUGCAUUUGACCUAUCCCCUUGUUCACCCCCUGGGAGGUGAGGGGAGCAGUGAGCAGCAGCGGUGGCUGCGCCCGGGAAUCAUUGUUGGUGAUUUAACCCCCAAUUCCUACCCUUGAUGCUGAGUGCCAAGCAGGGAGGUAAUGGGUCCCAUUUUUAUAGUCCUUGGUA
This is a messenger RNA of Nerophis lumbriciformis (worm pipefish), 2538 nucleotides long. The record is from RefSeq and is a predicted model, not a curated record. Lineage: Eukaryota; Metazoa; Chordata; Actinopteri; Syngnathiformes; Syngnathidae.